This is a messenger RNA of Psylliodes chrysocephalus, 1781 nucleotides long. NCBI's taxonomy places the organism in Eukaryota, Metazoa, Arthropoda, Insecta, Coleoptera, Chrysomelidae. The record is from the annotation of a GenBank genome assembly.
AUAUUACAUAAAAUACGAUAGUUCCACCUACUUUCGCUGAAAAUGUUAAAACAUUUUUGAUCAGUAACGCGCGUUUCAAUUGAAAGUACGAUGAUACAAGGUACUAAUCUUUUUAUUCGUGAUCAUCUUCAGUAGAAGUUACCUUUCACCUUUUGAAAUUUGAAUUUUAAAUUUUAGUAUGUGUUUAAAUGUUUACGGUGAACAACCUUAGUAAUGCGCUUGCAAACUAAACUGCAAUUUUUAGGCAUAGUAAUUUUUUUCACUGUUCUGUUAAGUGGUUCCUUAAUUUUGAAAGAAGAUGAAGAAAAUGUUGAAAAAACUACGCAUAGAUCAGUACAGGGUGUGCAGUUUUUGCCGCAAACGAAACAUGUGACAAAAUCUUUAGCGCAACUAGGAAGAAUGGAUAAUGUCAAUAGGCAUUUGUUGUUUUUGAAUCAUGUGCCAAAGUGUGGGUCUGAGAUUUUGAUUUUGUUGUUACAAAAAUUGCAAGGCUUUAAUAAUUAUAGACAUGUAAGAUUAAUAGGUGGUAAUAAGAGGCGUUUGUCAAAUGGUCAACAAGAAAACUUGGUUGAUGAAAUAUAUGGACUGAUGAAAAAAGAAGCUGUGCCAUUAAGCGUAGACCGACAUGUAUUUUUUAUCGAUUUCACAUCGUUUGAUAAACAAUUUCCAACGUAUAUCAAUCUGAUUCGACAUCCAGUAGAUAGAAUUAUUUCAAGGUCAUCAGAUAAAAAACUUAACAGCGAUUAUUAUUAUAAAUGUUUGAUAAACCCAAAAAAUGGAUGUAAUUUCAAAACUGGACAACCUUACGAUCUUUCAAUUCCGUAUUUUUGUGGUCACGAUCCUAGAUGUAUGAUUCUUAAUAAUGAUUGGGCCUUGGAUCAAGCCAAGAACAAUGUAAUUAAAUAUUUUCCAGUUGUGGGAGUUUUAGAGGAAUUAAAUGCUACUUUAGAAAUCUUAGAAGACAAAAUCCCAUAUUUCUUUAAGGGCGCUCGAAGAGUUUAUGAAAAAGAUCUUCUUUAUUUACAAACUAAGAGGAAGAAACUAAAAGCUCCAAAAGUAAUAGUGAGUCGAUUGGAAGAGGCUUUGAUUAAUGAAAUCGACUUUUAUGAAUGGAUCAGAAGUCGUUUAUUUAGACAACUAAAAAUCUUAUAUGGAGACCAUAAUCAGAACUGAAAAUGUUCAAGAAGCAAAUCUGAUAUAACAAUUUAUUUUGAGAGUACAAGUGGUACAAUCAUAAGUGAAAUCUUUGAUGCUAAGUACUAGAAAAACUGUUUAGCUAAAUUAGCUGUUUGGAAACAUUAUAAGUGACGUACUAGCUAGAUUUGACAUUUGUAGUAUAUAUUUAUUAAAAAAAAAAAUGCUUUAAUUAUUCAUGGAUUGUAGUUAAAAUGCUUUUUCUGAACCUACAAAUAAAACGGGUUAUACAAACAAACGUGUAAUUCAAAUCGAAGAGGCAUCAAAUAAUAAUGUAAUAAAAUAAGAAUAAAACUACUCAAAAUCGAUACCAUAAUAUAAUAAAUAUAAAAAUACAACGGAGCGCAACUAAUUUCGGCCUAUGGGGCCAUCAUCAGACAUAGUAUAAAAUGUUAUAAAGUUAAAUUAUGCAAAAUUAUUCAUCUUAUAAAUGUAGGGCAUCAUGAACAAACGAACAUUUUUAUAUUAAGAUGGUACAUACAAAAUAUAUAAAGAACUAAGUGCAAGUAAGGUCAAAGGAACAUAAGUAUCGACAAAUUGAAUUAUUGUAAAAUUAAAAUAACAUUACAAAAUUUAUGGAAUGAGGA